AUGACACAAAGAGUAGAUCUGGGUGGCAAACCAACGGGUCCGCUGGCCGGCGUGCGAGUGAUUGAUUUUACCGCGGUUUAUUCCGGUCCGAUCGCCGCUUCGAUCCUGGGAGAUCAGGGUGCGCAGGUGAUCAAAGUUGAAUCCGCUGCAGGCGACCUGAUGCGCCGCGGGCUACCCAAAAGUAAUGGCCUGGGUGGCGCGUUUGCGGCUAUGAAUCGCAACAAAAAAUCCGUCUGUCUAAAUCUGCAAACUGAUGCAGGACGCGAGAUUGCCCGUCAAUUGGUCAGCACCGCAGAUGUGGUAAUGGAAAAUUUCCGCCCCGGCGUCAUGGACAGGUUGGGUAUUGGUUAUGACAGCUUUAAAGCUGAACAACCUAAACUGGUUUACGUGUCGAUUAAUGGUGUUGGUUCAGUGGGGCCGUAUGCCAACCGACGCGUAUACGACGCUGUGAUUCAGGCUAUUUCCGGUUUCACAACGCUGCAACCGGAAGGUGAUCCGGCCAUGGUCAACUCGCUGGUUUGUGACAAAGUGACCUCGCUGACUGCUGCCCAGGCAGUGACGGCUGCACUGUUCCAGGCUGAACGUUCAGGUCAGGGCCAGCGGGUAGAGCUGUCUAUGCUCGAUGCCAAUCUCUACUUCCUGUGGCCUGAUGUGAUGACCAAUUUCACUUUUAUGGACCCGGGAGUAGAAAAAAUUCCAUAUCUCGACCACAGCCUGUUCCUGCGCCGCACCCUUGAUGGCUGGAUAGCGGUGAUGCCGGUGCAACAGGCUGAACUGCUGGGUGCUUUCCGCGCUCUUGGAGUUGAGCAUCUGAUUGAUGACGAACGCUUCAACACAUUUGAAGCGCGCGCGCGCAAUCGCACGCUGAUGAAGCAGCUCAUGGAUGAAGCGUACGCAAAGUUCUCUACGGACGAAUUGGUGGAGCGCAUGGAAGCAAACGAUGUGCCGUACUCGCGCGUGAACAUGCGUGACGAAGUUGUGGAUGAUCCGCAAAUACAGGCCAUGCAGGCUUUGUGGCGCUAUGAACAUCCGCUCGCGGGUGAGGUUCGAUCGCCGCGGCCCCCUGCGCAGUUUGAACGCACCCCCAGUAAUGUACAUGCGCACACGCCGGGGCUGGGUGAGCACAAUGCGGAAAUUCUGGCUGAGCUGGGCAUAGAAAAGGCGCGUAUUUCUCAGCUUUACGAUGAGGGCUCCUUUAUGUCGUUCUUUUAUCCUUUGAACAUCACGACCUCGCUGGCGGCAACGUUUCUGCGCGGGGGUGCCGGCGUAUCUGCCCGGCCUGCGUCCAGUAUGCCGGCUCAGUUGUUGAAACUGUACGAGUUCGAAGGCUGCCCGCACUGCCGACUGGUGCGUGAAGUGCUCACGGAGCUGGAUAUCGAUGCGUUGAUCCUGCCCUGUCCCAAAGGUGGGCAUCGUUAUCGAGAUGAAGUCAUUGAACAAGGCGGCAAAGCACAGUUUCCCUAUCUGGUUGAUCCGAAUACAGACGUCCGUAUGUAUGAAUCGUCGGAUAUCAUCGAUUAUCUGUUUGCGACCUAUGCGGGUCGUCCUAAACCCUGGCACUGGCAGGCCAUAGAGCUUCAGCGCUUCAGUUCUGUACUGGCUGCUGUGCCUCGAAUGGGCCAGGGUGUGGUGGUGAAAAACUCCAGAGCACCAGCACAACCUCUGGAGCUUUAUAGUUUUGAGUCGAGCCCUUUUGCGCGCCCGGUGCGAGAUCUGUUGUGUGAGAUGGAACUGCCUUACAUCCUGCGAUCCGUUGGUCGCGCGCGUUUGGCAGAUUGGGUGCCGCCGGCAAUGCGCAAGGCCCAAACUGAACAGGCCGAACCGGCCACUCGUAACCGGCAGGCUCUGCAGGCGAGGGUAGGGCUUAUUUCGAUUCCCUACCUGGUGGAUCCCAACACAGGUGUUGAGUUAGCAGAGUCGUCCGACAUUCUGGAUUAUCUACAGAAAACCUACGCGCGCUAG
Molecule: messenger RNA, 1962 nt
Organism: Symbiodinium necroappetens
Lineage: Eukaryota; Dinophyceae; Suessiales; Symbiodiniaceae
Source: the annotation of a GenBank genome assembly